Messenger RNA from Dictyostelium purpureum, 1190 nucleotides. RefSeq lists its product as uncharacterized. The record is from RefSeq and is a predicted model, not a curated record. Bases 1 to 1107 code for a protein of 368 amino acids. The transcript has 4 exons. NCBI's taxonomy places the organism in Eukaryota, Evosea, Eumycetozoa, Dictyosteliales, Dictyosteliaceae. Gene Ontology annotation, cellular component: spindle pole centrosome. Gene Ontology annotation, biological process: maintenance of Golgi location; maintenance of centrosome location.
AUGAUUAUGAAUCAAUUCAAUUCAAUUUGUAAUGUUAUAAAUCAAUGUAAAAAAACAAUAUUAAAAAUAGAACAGGACUUUAUUAGUGCACCCAAUGGUAUAAUUAAUGUAAAUGAAAAUUCAGAUUCACCAUUUUUAAAGGGAUAUCACCAAUCACCAACCAAAUUACCUUAUAAUGCAUAUAAAGAUACAUUAAAUAAUACACUUUCACCAAUAUUAACAAAUCUAAAUUCACCAGUUUUAAAUGGCUCAAAUUGCACAAAUAAUAAUACUAGCGGAGCAACACCAACCAAUGGUCUAUCGGUCAAAUUAAAUAUAAAUAAUAAUAAAAAAUCACAAAUUUAUAUAUUGGUAAAUAUUGCUUUGGGCAAUAUUAAUAACUGCCAUGAUUGUAUUAUAGUUUUAGGACCAUGCGUUGGUUUAAUAGAGAUCAGUAAUUGCUCUAAAGUAACUUUAAUUUCGAUUACAAAAGGAAUUAAAAUAAAGUCAUCAAAUAAUAUAUCAUUAUUCAUAUGUUCAAAUGAAAAACCAAUAAUAUCUUCAGAUUGUCACAACAUCAAAUUAGCACCCUAUAACACACACUAUCCAAACUUAGAUACUCAAAUAGCCACAUCAAAACUAUUGGUCGAUUUGGAAAAUAAUCAAUGGAACAAUCCAUCAAUAUUUAAAUUAUUUUCACCAUUAAACUCACCAUUAUUACAAUCCAACUCACCAACCACAACUACAACCACAACUACCACAACCAGUGACCUUCUUCAAAUUCCUCCAAAUAAUUUACUCAAUGUAGAUGACACUAAUAAUAUUCACGAAGAAACAACCGAGAUUUACUCGAUUUUAGAUCCAGAGGAAUUUUUCCCAUUUGUUGUACCAUUUUUAAUUAAAGGAAAAACCAAAUCAAAUCCAUGUGAAUUACCAAAUGAGUAUAGUACAUGUUUAGCAAAUAAAUCAAACUCAGUUCAUGCAUUACACAAAUUAAUAGCUCAAACUACAAACGAUCCAAAAACUAAAGCAACUUUACUACAUUUAAUCGAAUCUAAAUUUCAAGAUUGGUUGGUCGAAACAGAUAAUAUAAGACAAAUAAAUGAUUUAAUCAAUAUGAAAAGAUAAAUUUUUUAUUUUUUACUUUUUUUUUUUUAUUAUCAGAAUAUUAAAAUAAAAUAAAAUUAAAUAAUUUAAAAUUUUUGUAAAUU